Molecule: messenger RNA, 2373 nt
Organism: Triticum turgidum subsp. durum (durum wheat)
Lineage: Eukaryota; Viridiplantae; Streptophyta; Magnoliopsida; Poales; Poaceae
Source: the annotation of a GenBank genome assembly
AUGACGACAGACCAGCCAGUGAUCAGCCUGCGCCCCGGCGGCGGCGGCGGCGGCGGCGGGCCCCGCGGCGGCCGCCUCUUCGCCCCCGCCUUCGCGGUCGCCGCCUCCGGCUCCGGCGACUUCCUCCGCCCGCACGGCGGCGGCGCCUCCGGCGUCUCCAGGAUUGGUGACUUGCAUUCUGAGUCACGUGAGCGUGUUCGUUAUUCGAGAGAUCAACUUCUUGACCUGCGCAAGAUUACUGAUGUGACCGAGCAAAUCUUGAGGCUUCAGCAGGAAAUUGAAGCAGAGCUUCAUGGUGACGAUCAGAGCUGGGUUCGCAACGAUUCAAAUGUGCAAUUGCAGACACAGACACAGACACAAGUACAAGCUCAAAACCGGUUUACUGAGACAGAUAAUCGUGACUGGCGUGCACGCACAGAGAAACCUCCAGCACCGGCAGUUCCAGAAGAGAAGUCUUGGGACAACAUUCGUGAGGUUAAAGAACAGUACAAUGCAAGUGGCAGGCAGCAAGAGCAGUUUAACAGGCAAGAUCAAUCGAGCUCCCAGAAAGCUCAGGUUGGCCCACCUCCUGCUCUUAUCAAGGCUGAUGUACCUUGGUCAGCCCGAAGAGGCAAUCUCUCGGAGAAAGACAGAGUCCUGAAAACAGUGAAAGGUAUACUAAACAAACUGACGCCAGAGAAAUUUGAUCUACUCAAGGGCCAACUGCUAGAUUCUGGAAUUACUACUGCUGAUAUUUUGAAGGAUGUUAUCUCUCUCAUAUUUGAGAAGGCUGUUUUUGAACCGACAUUCUGUCCGAUGUAUGCCCAACUUUGUUCUGAACUCAAUGACAACCUCCCGACAUUCCCUUCUGAAGAACCAGGCGGUAAAGAGAUUACAUUCAAACGUGUGCUGUUGAACAAUUGUCAGGAAGCUUUUGAAGGUGCUGACAGCCUGAGGGUUGAGAUUGCAAGUUUGACUGGCCCUGACCAAGAGAUGGAGAAAAGGGACAAAGAAAGGAUCUUCAAACUUAGAACGCUUGGAAAUAUUCGUCUAAUUGGUGAGCUACUCAAGCAAAAGAUGGUUCCUGAGAAGAUAGUUCAUCACAUUGUCAAGGAGCUACUGGGGUCUGAUAAAAAGGCUUGCCCUGAUGAGGAACAUGUCGAAGCAAUUUGUCAGUUCUUCAAUACGAUUGGUAAACAGCUUGAUGAGAACCCAAAGUCUCGCCGAAUCAAUGAUACCUACUUCGUCCAGAUUAGGGAGCUAGUAGCGAACCCUCAGUUGACCCCACGUUCCAAGUUCAUGGUCCGGGAUUUGAUUGAUCUCCGUUCUAACAACUGGGUUCCUCGCCGUGCUGAGAUUAAGGCGAAGACAAUCAGCGAGAUCCACACAGAGGCUGAAAAGAACCUUGGAUUACGUCCAGGGGCCACAGCGAACAUGAGGAAUGGCCGUAAUGCACCAGGUGGGCCUCUUUCGCCUGGAGGUUUUUCAGUGAACCGGCCAGGAACAGGAGGUAUGAUGCCUGGGAUGCCUGGAUCUAGAAAAAUGCCUGGGAUGCCUGGUUUAGAUAAUGAUAACUGGGAAGUUCAGCGUUCUAGAUCAAUGCCAAGAGGCGAUCCGCUUCGCAACCAGGGUUCGUUGAUUAAUAAGGUUUCAUCUAUUAACAAGCCAUCACCCAUCAACCCCAGGCUUCUUCCUCAAGGCACUGGAGCACUGAUUGGCAAGAGUGCACUCUUGGGCACCGGUGGUCCACCAUCCCGCCCUUCCAGCAUUACGGCUAGCCCCACUCCUUUACCAGCUCAAACUACAGCAUCACCAAAACCAUCAAGUGCAACUCCAGCUUCUGUACCUAUUCCUGACAAAGCAGCCAGUUCUGCCAAGGUGAUCCCUGCAGGGCUUGAGAAGAAGACAGCAUCUCUUCUUGAGGAGUAUUUUGGUAUCCGUAUUUUGGAUGAAGCACAACAGUGUAUCGAGGAGCUGCAGAGUCCUGAUUACCACCCUGAGAUUGUUAAAGAAGCUAUCAAUCUUGCUCUGGAUAAAGGUGCCAGUUUUGUUGACCCUCUUGUUAAGCUUCUGGAGCAUCUGUACACCAAGAAAACUUUCAAGACUGAAGAUCUGGAAAAUGGUUGCUUGCUAUAUGGGUCGCUGUUGGAAGAUAUUGGUAUUGACCUUCCUAAAGCCCCAACGCAAUUUGGUGAGGUGAUUGCUCGUCUGAUUCUGUCGUGUGGCCUGAGAUUUGAAGCCGUGGAGGGGAUUCUAAAGGCAAUGGAGGACACCUUCUUCCGCAAAGCAAUAUUCACCUCCGUGACGAAAACCCUAGAAGCAGACCCAGCAGGCCAGGCCAUAUUGAGCUCACAUGCUGCAGUAGUCGACGCAUGCAACAGCCUCUCGAUAUAA